This is a messenger RNA of Ascochyta rabiei, 1215 nucleotides long. RefSeq names its product Alpha-ketoglutarate-dependent xanthine dioxygenase xan-1. Bases 1 to 1215 code for a protein of 404 amino acids. The transcript has a single exon. Gene Ontology annotation, molecular function: oxidoreductase activity. The record is from RefSeq and is a predicted model, not a curated record. Lineage: Eukaryota; Fungi; Ascomycota; Dothideomycetes; Pleosporales; Didymellaceae.
AUGUCGUCGAUACAAAUCACUCCUGUCGCUCGCUCAGCCAAUUCGCGUCGCAACAUUGGUGCUGUCGCCACUAACCUCGACGUCAACAAGUUGAGUGAAGAAGAUUGGAAAAUCAUUCACGAUGGACUAUACACCCACUCGGUCCUUGUCCUGAAGAAGCAAGCCCACGCCACUCCAAAAGCACAGUUUGAGCUCACACAACGAUUCGAUUCAUCGUCAUCCGGCUAUGGUCAUGGCAAGACGCUUGACGCAAAGCGCAGCAUCCUCCACCCAGAUCUCAAAACCAUUCCACACCAACCCCAAGUUCAAGUGAUCGGCAACGGCUUCGUCAAGGCGUUCGAGGGUCUCGAAGAUAUCACGCUCAAGCAUCCACACCACAAGACAUUCCACAAGACGGCAGUCCCAGAAGCAGAGGACCUGGAGUUUACACGAUUCUACCGCUGGCACAUGGAUGCUGCUCUGUAUGAUCUGCAACCACCACGCGUUACUUCGCUCAUGGCUGUUCAAGUACCAAAAGGACGAACGCAGACGUUGCGGUACGAUGAUGGAACGGGAGACGAGCUGCAGGUUCCGCUCGGUACAACGGCAUUCGUAUCUGGAUACACAAUGUAUGAUAUCCUGUCGGAGAGCGACAAGGAGUUUGCGCGGACGACCAAGGUCGAAUAUGCAGCGCACCCUUACAUCUGGAUGUCAAGUGCGAAGUCGAGGUCGACGGGCCUGGGAUUGGAAUCGGAUGGCUUGGAGCUACCAGCGAGCGAACUGCCGGAUGUUGAAGAGUCGAAGAUCAUUAAGCUUCCUAUGUGCUGGAAGAACCCAGUCACAGGGCAGCUCGCUCUACAAGUCCAUCCGUCUGCGGUGCGUAGACUGCAUCUCAGGGAUGGAUCGGUCAUCGGUGACUUGAAGGUAGCACGGGAUAUUGUGUAUCGACUACAGCGACCGGGCAUAGCGCCUGAGCUGGUGUACUGCCAUGAUUGGGAGGAGGGCGACAUGGUCUUGUUUAACAACCAGGGCACCCUUCACAGUGUGGUUGGUGCCUUUGCGCCUGACGAGGUCCGGAUUUUCAGGCAGUGCAACCUCGCGAGCAGCGCACCGCCGAAAGGGCCAGGAGAGGGCGCUUCCGAAGAGGCCUGGACCAAACCGCUGCGCACGUAUGAGCCUACGAAAAGUGCUCAGGCUGCUGAGCAGGCUUGGAUGAAGCCCAUGCGCGCAUAUUAG